GAUAGGUUAGGAGUCAUGUUUAUAUCUCGAUUAAUAAAAAGUCCAUGGUGUAAAUGUCAAAGAACAUAUGCUUCAAUACGUACAAUAAAUGUAAAAGAAGAAAAUGAAGAACAAGACAUUACAAAAAUUAGAAAUAUUGGAAUUUUGGCACACAUCGAUGCUGGAAAAACCACUACCACAGAAAGAAUGCUUUACUACUCUGGUCUUAUCAAGCAUAUGGGAGAAGUACAUCAUGGAAACACGGUAACAGAUUACAUGGAUCAAGAAAGACAGCGCGGUAUAACUAUUACCUCCGCAGCGGUAACAUUUGAAUGGAAAAACUAUCGUAUUAAUUUAAUCGAUACUCCAGGACACAUUGAUUUUACUAUGGAAGUAGAACAAACCCUGAGGGUAUUAGAUGGAGCAGUAGUUAUAUUGGAUGGUAGUGCAGGUGUUGAGGCUCAAACAUUGACAGUUUGCAGGCAAGCUGACAAAUAUGACAUACCUAGAAUUAUUUAUGUGAAUAAAAUGGAUAGGCCAGAUGCUAAUUUUGACACUAGCUUAAAAUCUAUUGAAUCAAAGUUGAAUAUAGAAGUGUUACCUACACAAUUUCCUAUUAAAGAAGAAGGGAUUUUAAAAGGAAUCGUGGAUGUUAUUUCCUUAGAGAAAAUGAUUUUUGAUAAAGGAGAUAAGGGCAUGAUAUUUUCCAGAUUGAAAUUAUCUGAAAAUGAGGAUAAAGGCAUAUGGGAACAGGCUAAUGAAAAACGUAGAAAUUUAAUUGAUAAAUUGUCUGGUAUGGAUGACAAAUUGGCUGACAUAAUUAUAGAGCAAGAAUCUUUUGAUGCGAUAACUCCACAAAUGUUGGUUAAUUCCUUGCAGAAGUCAACCAUAAGUAGAAAAGGUGUGCCUGUGCUCUUAGGUAGUUCUUAUAAAAAUAUAGGAGUACAACCCUUAAUGGAUAGUGUUAUCUUAUAUUUACCAUCUCCCAUUGAAAAUAAAUUUUCUCGAUUUUAUGGUUGCUUUAACGAACAUGUAUGCGCCAGAGCAUUUAAAGUCGUUCACGAUAAACAGAAAGGACUAAUUACGUUUUUCAGAAUUUACAACGGUAGCAUAAAGAAAGGCAAAAAAAUAUAUAACGUUCGCAGUGCAGAAAAAGAAGUAAUAGGGAAAUCGUAUAUUGCAUUCGCUGACGACUACCAGGAAAUACCAAAAAUUACAAAUGGUAAUAUUGCUGCAAUAACCGGAUUAAAAAGUACAAUGUCCGGUGACUUAAUAACAUCCAAUUUAACAACGUUAAAAGAAGUAAAAAGAAAUCUAAAGGCACAAAGUGAUGUUAAUUCGGAAGACGUAGAGAAAAUAUUUUCUUGCAAUUUACAAACGUUAGAACCAGUCUUCUUUUGUUCGAUAGAAGCGCCAUCGUUAUCUAUGCAAUCUGCUUUGGACAAAGCUCUUGAACAACUCGUAAAAGAAGACCCAAGUUUAAGAGUUACUCAGAAUGAAGAAACUGGUCAGAUUGAACUUGGAGGCAUGGGCGAAUUGCAUCUCGAAAUUAUUAAAGAAAGAAUUAGAAAUGAGUACAAGAUUGAUGCUGAUUUGGGCCCUCUACAAAUUUCCUAUAGAGAAACUAUAAACGAACCUAUUCAAAACACUUAUUCGUACGAACACAAGAUUGGAAAUAACAUUUCAAAAGUUACCAUCACCAUGUCAUUAAUACCAAAUUAUGAAGAAAAAAAUAUAUUACAAUUAGAUAACUCUUCAAAAUAUCACGACAAUGUAAAUCAUAUAUCGGAAAAUACACUGAAAAUAGUGCGAAAAGCUAUUAAAGCAGUUUUUUCACAUGGACCAAAAUUAGGUUAUCCAGUCUUGAAUGUGGGCAUUAAAUUGCAUAGUAUACAACUUGAAUCAAGUACAAGUAUAUCGAUCACUGCGGCUGUUUCACAGUGUAUUAGGCAGUUAAUGAAGGAUGUUGGCAUUACACUUCUGGAACCCAUAAUGAACGUGGAGGUUAUGGUGCCUGAAGAAUAUUUAAGCGCAGUUCUAAAGGACUUGUCAAGAAGGCGAGCAGAAGUAAAAUUCAUUGAUGUUAUCAGACAGAACAAGAUCGUCCACUGUCUUGUACCAUUGGCUGAACUCUUAGGAUACUCAAGAGCAGUGAGGAUAAUUUCAUCCGGUCAUGCAAGCUUUUCGUCGGAAUUCGACCACUACGAACCACUUGAUCCAAUCAAUGAAGCAAUAGCGAUUAAAAACAUUACAGGCAUCAACUAAAAGAACAUUAAAUGUAAAAAAAGAAAUCCUCUGUAAAUUCAUAGGACGUGAUAUUAUUUGUACUAAAUAUUUAACAAAUGUUAUACCUUAGGAAACUAGUAAUUUAAUUGUACAAAGAUAGAAAAUUCGGUCGUUAUGAGAAUUAUUUCUAUAUUAUUUGAGAAUUUAUACGUAAAUUUAUAAGGUUCCACUACGGAUUUUUCAUUCACGUAGUCUUACGUGUAAGUAAAGUAACCAAUAUUAUACACAAAAUUAAAACACAUCGUUAUUAUUCAUGGACAAAAUUACAUACUCGCUUGUUCCUUUAUUCGUUCGAUCUAAUCAAAAUAUAUUGCAGCAUUUAUCGAUGGUGCGUUACAAUCCUUUUUUCUUAUUUACGAUCGUCGAUCGCGGCCGCCGAUUACGUGGCUGAGAU
Messenger RNA from Eufriesea mexicana, 2659 nucleotides. It is a transcript of the gene mRRF2, whose product is annotated as mitochondrial ribosome recycling factor 2. Gene Ontology annotation, cellular component: mitochondrion. The transcript is spliced from 4 exons. Gene Ontology annotation, molecular function: GTPase activity; GTP binding. Lineage: Eukaryota; Metazoa; Arthropoda; Insecta; Hymenoptera; Apidae. Gene Ontology annotation, biological process: ribosome disassembly; mitochondrial translation. Bases 16 to 2244 code for a protein of 742 amino acids. The record is from RefSeq and is a predicted model, not a curated record.